Molecule: messenger RNA, 709 nt
Organism: Ogataea polymorpha
Lineage: Eukaryota; Fungi; Ascomycota; Pichiomycetes; Pichiales; Pichiaceae
Exons: 1
Biological process (GO): regulation of transcription by RNA polymerase II
Molecular function (GO): RNA polymerase II cis-regulatory region sequence-specific DNA binding; DNA-binding transcription factor activity, RNA polymerase II-specific
Source: RefSeq, a predicted model, not a curated record
UUUGAUGAACUGGCCCAUUCGGUGAAAUUGGCAGAAACAAAUCUUGCGCGCAUUAUUGGAUCCAGCUCAAAACAUUUUAGGGAUAAUCGUCAUGCCGAGGCACACAAAAAAAGGCAGCACCAGAUCCUGGCUAUGGUUUUUCUGAUAAAACGUGUACAGAUCAAGGAAUCUGCCGUGUGUCCAAGAAACAGGAUAUUCAACCAGUAUGUGCAGCUGUGCCAGCAGUAUGGAGUGCAGCCUGUCGUGAAUGCUUCUUUUGGUAAACUUGUCAAGGCGCUUUUUCCAGGCAUCAAGACAAGGAGGCUGGGAAUUAGAGGUUCCAGCAGAUACCAUUACUGCGGCAUAAAACUGGUAGGAGACGCUGAUGAAGUUGAGUCCUUGGCGUCGACCACGUCGACGACUCCCACCACUGGGUCACCAGCCGCUGCUCAAGCAAACGAAAUGUCUCCUGACACUCAAUUCGAUCUAAGUUUGGAGGACACUUUCCUCAACAGGAUGACCAUCGAGGAACCGGAUCUCGGAAUCAGUAAUAUUGGCAGCAUAUUCCAUUUUUUUGACUCUGCUGAGCAGAAAGAGCUGAAAGAGAUUGAAAAUUAUUACGCAGCUCACUGCCGCAAGGUUUUGCAUUGCAUUCGAUUCAUGAAAAUCAAGACUCUGUUCGAAAGCAUGUCUUCGGAUUUCUCAGGCUUAUCCAUGCAUGCGAAAAGUC